ACCACUCAUCACGCGUUGUCUCCUCAGGGGGCACAAUGAACGAGGAACCGGACGGCAACGUCACUCAGACGUACGACAACUGGACCUUCCCCAACAUCUCCUCGACGUCGUCAUGGGAGGAGGAGAACCCUUUCAGACCCAGGAAUAACAUCACAUACGUUGGAUAUUACCUGCACGAGUCGUCCAUCGCGGCCAUCUUCGUGGCGUCCUACCUGUUAAUCUUCCUGGUGUGCAUGGUGGGCAACGGCGUGGUAUGCUUCAUCGUGCUGCGCAGCAAGAACAUGCGCACGGUCACCAACCUGUUCAUCCUCAACCUGGCCGUGAGCGACCUUCUGGUUGGCAUCUUCUGCAUGCCCACCACGCUGCUGGAUAACAUCAUCACAGGGUGGCCCUUUGGAAGCCUGGUGUGUAAAAUGAGCGGCAUGGUGCAGGGAAUCUCCGUGUCGGCGUCGGUGUUCACGCUGGUCGCCAUCGCAGUUGACAGGUUCCGAUGCAUCGUAUACCCCUUCAAGCAGAAGCUGACGCUGUCCAAAGCCACCCUAAUUAUAGUCAUUAUCUGGGUCCUGGCCAUCUCCAUUAUGUGUCCCUCUGGGGUCAUGCUGCAGGUGACCAAGGAGCAAACUAUCAGUGUGCUGCUAGGAUACAACAACAAAACAACUCCCUUUUACUGGUGCCGAGAAAACUGGCCCAACCAGGGCAUGAGGAAGAUCUACACCACGGUCCUCUUCGCCAACAUCUACCUCGCCCCCUUGUCCCUCAUCGUGAUCAUGUACGCCCGCAUCGGAAUCACGCUCUUCAAGUCGGCCGUGCCGACGGGCGGCAAACCGGGCCACGACAACCGGCACACGGUGUCCAAGAAGAAGCAGAGGGUCAUCAAGAUGCUGCUUGUCGUGGCCCUGCUGUUCAUCCUGUCCUGGCUGCCCCUGUGGACGCUGAUGAUGUUGAGCGACUACGCCAGGCUCACGGUGCAGCAGCACCGCGUCAUCAACAUCUACAUCUACCCCUUCGCCCACUGGCUGGCCUUCUUCAACAGCAGCGUCAACCCCAUCAUCUACGGCUUCUUCAACGAGAACUUCCGCCGGGGCUUCCAGGCCGUCUUCAAGUUCGGCCUGUGCUCGGCCAACGGCCAUCGCAGGAAGACCUACUCGCACCGGCUGCAGGGGAACUCGGUGCUGCCGGCCAACCCCGGGGCCUCGGUGGAGCCCAUCUCCCUGAACAGCCUGGACAACAACACGUCCCGCAGGUCCAGAAACGUCAACGAGCAGGACCUGGUCAUGGAGGACCUGGACAAGGUCUCGCCCAGCAGCGGGGGAGUGACUGCCGUGUCUAUUUGAGCGAGACAAGGGGUGCGAGGUGACUAUCAGAGCGGGACGCGUGACCUCUGUGUCUAUUUGAGCAGGACAGGUGCACGGGUGGUUUUGGUUAGUUUGCUUUCGUCGUGGAUUGAAAUUGAAACGACAUGUGGGGACAGACAGGACAUUGACUGUGUCAGCAACUGCACAACUGCAAAAGUGAAUAGCUUUUUCUUAAAUGUUGAAUGUUACGUUAUCAAAAUAGUAGCAAAUAAAGCAGCUUUGUAUUUUACGGCGCCUCUUUGAA
Molecule: messenger RNA, 1599 nt
Organism: Gadus macrocephalus (Pacific cod)
Lineage: Eukaryota; Metazoa; Chordata; Actinopteri; Gadiformes; Gadidae
Gene: npffr2a
Product: neuropeptide FF receptor 2a
Exons: 3
Coding region: 36-1334 (432 amino acids)
Biological process (GO): regulation of MAPK cascade; regulation of cAMP-dependent protein kinase activity; regulation of adenylate cyclase activity
Cellular component (GO): membrane
Molecular function (GO): peptide binding; neuropeptide receptor activity; opioid receptor binding
Source: RefSeq, a predicted model, not a curated record